Messenger RNA from Pistacia vera, 1979 nucleotides. Its product is annotated as putative DUF21 domain-containing protein At3g13070, chloroplastic. Gene Ontology annotation, molecular function: flavin adenine dinucleotide binding. NCBI's taxonomy places the organism in Eukaryota, Viridiplantae, Streptophyta, Magnoliopsida, Sapindales, Anacardiaceae. The record is from RefSeq and is a predicted model, not a curated record. The transcript has 14 exons.
AUGGCGGGGUCAAGCUGCGAAGCUGUCGGGAUAUCUCCCACAGCAUUUUGUGAAACUGGAAUUAUCCUGGAAGGGGUAUCCCCGUGGGUUAGGGGGACUCCCUCAACGCGCUGGUUGGCUUGCUCAGUUUUGGAUUCAAAUUUAGAGAAAGUUAAGAUUCUGAUGAAAGGGGGAGUUGUUUUAGGGGCACUUGUUUAUGGGGUUUUUGUUUUUGGUUGCAAGAGAGUUUUUGCUGUGGAGAGUGCAGUAAAUGUAGGGUAUGGAGUUAUUGGACUGAGCAUAUUGUUGUUGAAGAAUGCUUGCCCUAAAGUUUCUCAGGUUUUGAGAGUGUUUAAAGAGCAAGGUUUGGUUUUGGCUGCGCUUUUGGGGUUGUCUGCAUUCUUUUCAAUGGCUGAGACAUCAAUCACCACGCUUCGGCCUUGGAAGGUUGAUGAAUUGGCAGAAAAAGAGCCUGAUAAUGGUGUCUUUAAAAUGCUUUGCAGUGAUGUUACUCGGUUUUUGACGACUAUUCUCAUUGGCACAACUGUGGCAAAUAUUGGAGCCACUGCGUUGGUCAGAGAGGCAGCAACAGCUUUAUUUGGUGAGGCUGGUGUCAGUGCAGCAACAAGAGUAAUGACUGUCGCCGUGUUACUUCUCACUGAAAUUACUCCAAAAAGUAUUGAUGUUCAUAAUGCCACAGAGGUUGCUAGGUUUGUGGUCAAGCCAGUGGCAUGGCUUUCCUUGGUACUUUACCCUGUGGGAAGAGUUGUUGCAUAUCUAUCAAUGGGAAUGCUAAAAGCUCUUGGUUUGAAUGGAAGAAGUGAUCCAUAUGUUACUGAAGAUGAGUUGAAGCUGAUGUUGCGCGGAGCAGAGUUGAGUGGGGCAAUAGAGGAGGAAGAACAGGUAAUGAAAUUAAUGAAUUAUAAUUUUCCUAUGUUUUCACGUUUUGAUGUUAAAUAUAAAAAUCUGUAAAGCCAUAUAAUGGAUCUGCUGGAUUAUGUUCAGAAGGGGGAUCUCUUAGAAAGUACUAUAGUGGGAGACAUGGCCUACAAACCUUGUUAUUGGUUUGCAGAUUCAAUGUCAGUUUGGAAUCUUCUCAGAGAGUUCCGCAUUAGGAAGGUUCACAUGGCUGUUGUUCAAAAAGAGUAUGGUGGAACUGUGGGGGUAGUGACCCUGGAAGAUGUGGUUGAGGAAAUUGUUGGUGAAAUCUUUGAUGAAAAUGAUUCAAAAGAGAUCCAGAAGAAAACUGGCUACAGAGUGAUGCAAGCAGAGGGAAUUUACGAUGUGGAUGCUAAUACAUCUAUUGAUCAGCUCUCUGAAGACUUAAAUAUCAAAAUACCAGAGGGUCAUCAGUAUGAGACAGUAUCAGGUUUUAUAUGUGAGGCCUUUGGAUACAUCCCAAGGACCGGUGAGAGUAUGAAAGUGGUCCUUGAAAAGGAAAACCAGGAGGAAAAUGAAGAACAUGAUGAAUCUGGAUCUGACCACCAGGAAUUGAAGGAAAAGUAUCUAAUUUACAAACUCGAGAUAUUAGCUGGAAAUGCCAGAAAAGUUGGUGCUGUUCGGUUUGAACGGAUGAACAAUGAUGAAGCGAAGUUUGAGGCAAAAGAAGUAACUCGCUUGGUUCCGAAAAUCAUGAAGAGAAAAUGGAGCAGUGAUGAUGAAUGGGAUAGUAACGAUUAUGACGGUGAUGCAUACUCAAAAAGAGUUGAGGAUGAUCCCUCUGGUGACCAUGUAAUUGCUGAAAAUGAAGAUGGUCGUCAUGACUCUACCAUAACAAAUUAGUUACAUGCACCCGUUUGUUUUUCACCCCUUAUUAUUACGGCACCAUGAACAGCGGUUAAAACAUUGAGAAGAUGAUGACAAAAAGGAGAGGUAGAGAUGAUUGAUGAACUGACAUUUUACCUUUUUUAUGCUAGGAAAUUGUAAAUUUUUUAUUUUUAUUCUUUUUAACUAAAGACAAGUAUCAACAUCUGAGCAAUGGCAGUUUUUUGUAUAGUACA